UCUAAAUAUCUCACCUCAUUCCACAGCUGGAUUUUGAGAUAAACUGUGGACAUGAUGAUAUUUGUGUUGAUGACCUCAGGAUGGAUUUCAAUUUCUCUGGGGCUACAAACAUAGAGGUUGGGAUAAUGCAGGAGAUCAAUGUGACAGUGUUUGUAGAUAACAGAGAAGAAAACUCAUUCAACACCCACUUCACCCUCAAAUACCCCUUUGGACUUUCCUACAGGAGAAUCACAUCUAAACAGAGCAGAGUGGAGUGUGAAUCUCUUGACAGUGAGCAAAGAGGUUCAUUUGGAGAAACCACCUGCCACAUCAGUAAACCCAUCCUCAAGCACAACGCUCAGGCUGUGUUUCUUAUUACAUACAGCAUCAUUAAAGAAGGCACCUUUGAUCAAAGUUUGAAUUUCACUGCUCAGAUCAACAGUGGGAAUGACCAACACUCUCAAACCAGUCAGUUAUUCAGACAGAAGAGCAUUGGUGUCAAAUAUGCCAUUAGCAUUGCCUUAAUAAGACAUGAAGAUUCAAGCCUCCACAUUCAUUUUACUGCACAGAAAAAUGAUUCUGAUAAACCAGUCAAACAGAUCCUAAAGGUUGAAAAUGAUUUUAGAGAAUUAACUUUCAAAGUUUUUAUCAGAGUACCAGUGAUUCUGGGAGAUAAAUUCAUCUGGACUGACAAAAAUUUUCUGAUUCCAGACUGUGUGAAACAGAGGGAAGAGCAGCCGAUUGUAACCAAUUUUGUGGAAGUACUUAAAAAGGAUCAUGUGGUGAACUGCUCUGUGGCGGUGUGUGCCGUGUUCAGCUGUGAUGUCAAUCUCAUAAAGAAUGAAAGGAAACUCUAUUAUAUAUCUGGCAAUGUGAGCUCUGGAUGGAUUGAGCAGACUGGACUCAGAGCUGCUGUGUUUGAGUUGAUCAGUUCAGCGUCACUGGAAUACGACGAGAGCAAAUAUAUUUUCUUUUCCUCUGAUUCUCAACACACCGCACCGUCUCUCCAGAUUAAUACUCAAGUGGAGGUGUAUGAGGACGUGAACCUGACCAAAGAGAUCAUUGGAGGGGUGAUAGGAGGACUGGCUGUCCUCACAGCAGCCUUCUAUAAGGCUGGGUUCUUCAAAAGCCAGUACAAGCAGAUACUGCUGGAGGCACAGCGGGAUGCAGGAAGAGAACCAAACAUGACACAAUAAUGUGCAUUCAAAUAGUUAUAAGAUAUAUAUGUACCGAUUGUGUUUUGUGGGCUUGAGAAUGAAACAUGAAUAUAUUUAACGCCUCAGUGUAGCAAAAUAUUUCAGCCUGAUUUAGAACAAUUUAUGAGAAUAAAAAAAGUGGUCAAAUUUUGAGCUUAUUUCAUAUUGUCAGAGUUAUGUUCAGUUUUGUCAUUCUUAAGUAAUUAAUUAGGUAACAAGUGAACACAAUGAUCAGACACAGGGAAACUAAGUCAACUUAAGAAUGACAAAACUGAUCGUAACUCUGAUACAUAUCACUUCUAAUGACUGAGUAUAAACUCUUUUCUUCACAUGCACAUGGUUUUUGAGAUUUUUUUAUUAUUAGGUUUCUUCAGAUUUUCAUAAUAAGGAUUUACU
This is a messenger RNA of Megalobrama amblycephala (Wuchang bream), 1571 nucleotides long. RefSeq names its product integrin alpha-X-like. Gene Ontology annotation, cellular component: external side of plasma membrane; integrin complex. Gene Ontology annotation, molecular function: integrin binding. Bases 81 to 1175 code for a protein of 364 amino acids. The record is from RefSeq and is a predicted model, not a curated record. NCBI's taxonomy places the organism in Eukaryota, Metazoa, Chordata, Actinopteri, Cypriniformes, Xenocyprididae. The transcript has 12 exons. Gene Ontology annotation, biological process: cell-cell adhesion; cell-matrix adhesion; integrin-mediated signaling pathway.